ACCACCGUGCGUGCAAAGACAUCCUCCCACCCUGCUCCUCUUCCUCCCUGUUCCCAGGGAAGAGCUUCCAGCAAACUGAACUGCUGCUCACUCUGGUCUGCCUUGACCCCCUGCACUGAGGAGGCAGGAUGCAGCCCGAAUUUUGGCUGGGGAUCAGCACCCUGGCAGCAGUGCUGAGCACGGCCCUGCUGGAGGAUGGAGUGUGCCGGGCACCAGAUGGCAAGGAUGGCUUCCCUGGAGUCCCUGGCCGCGAUGGGAGGCCAGGGCAGAAGGGUGACAGGGGAGAGCCAGGGAAACCAGCGCCAAGGACGGGCAUCCGGGGACCCAAAGGGGAUGCAGGCGAACCCGGGGCUCCUGGCAUUCCAGGGAUCCGCGGACUCCCUGGCCUCCCUGGCUCCAUUGGGAUACCAGGGCUGCCAGGGCUCAAGGGGGAGAAGGGGGCACCCGGCAAUACCCUGGAGCAGCCGUGUCCCGCCUUCUCCGCCUCGAGGAGGUCCCCGCCAUCCAUGGGCAGGACGGUGGUGUUCGACAACAUCAUCACCAACGAGGAGAACUCCUACAGCCCCCAGACGGGGCAGUUCACCUGCCGCAUCCCCGGGCUCUACUACUUCGCCUACCAGGUGGUCUCCAGCGGGGACCUGUGCCUGAGCAUCACCAAGAACAGGGAGCAGGUCGUCAGCUUCUGCGACAACAACAGCGUCGGCGUCCUGCAGGUGAACUCGGGCAGCAGCGUCCUCAGCCUGGCCCCGGGCGACCAGGUGUCCGUGAGCACCAACCCUGCCCGGGGCAGCUCGAUCUACAGCGGCUCCGAGGCAGACAGCGUCUUCAGCGGCUUCAUGCUCUUCCCACAGACAGGCGGUCUGUCACUGCGCAGUGACUGCCGCGGCCAGAGGGACCAGCAGCACAGGGUCCUGUCCCCUGCUCCCCACCAGAGAACCAAAAUGGAGCAGAGGUUCUGGGAGCAGCUCAGUCUGGCCCUCACCCUCCUCCUCCUGAAUGUGGGCUCUGCUGUGAAUGGAGAUGCCCCUCACAACUGCUAUGGAGCUCCAGGCCUGCCAGGAAUGCCGGGGACGCCAGGCAAGGAUGGCCGGGAUGGGCUGAAGGGAGCCAAAGGGGAGCCAGGUAUCCCAGCUCCUCCUGCAAUGCAAGGGCCCAAGGGCAUGAAAGGGGAACCGGGCAGCCCUGGUUUGCCAGGCAAGAAGGGUCCCAGUGGCCUUCCUGGUCCCGCUGGAGACCCUGGGAUGAUAGGCCUGCCUGGAGAGCCAGGAAUGCCAGGCAGCUACAAGCAGAAGCACCAGUCAGCCUUCUCAGUGACGAGGCAGACCAUGGAGCACCCCUUGAAGAACGUCCCUGUGAUUUUCAACCACGUCAUCACCAACACCAACCACGACUACAACACCACCACGGGCAAGUUCACCUGCAAACUCCCCGGGCUCUACUACUUCGUCUUCCACACCUCUCAGACAGCCAACCUCUGCACCAUCCUGCACAAGAACCAGAGGAGGAUGGCCAGCUUCUGUGACCACAAGACCAACACCAUGCAGGUCAGCUCGGGGGGGCUCCUGCUCCACCUGGCUGCUGAGGACCAGGUCUGGCUGGAAGUGAAUGACUACAAUGGCAUGGUGGGCAUCGCCAACUCUGACAGCAUCUUCUCAGGGUUCCUGCUCUUCCCAGACCUGGCAGAGAACAUUCGUGGAGGAUGUGAAACUGCCACGGACAAAAGGGCAGGAGCUAAAGAUAAAAAAACGGGAUGUGUCCCAGAUCCUUUCACAAUAACUCCUGCAGCCAACUUCUGCUUCUCCUCGCAGGCAUUUCCAAGCAGGACGCUGGUGUGUCCCGCUCCACCUCCCCACCCAAGCAACAAGGAGCUCAAGAUGUGGCUCCUGUGGGUGAUGCUGAUCUGCCUGGCUGAAGGGCAGCUUGCCAGUGCCACACUCUGCAAGACCUACGGCACCAUCCCAGGCAUCCCAGGGUCACCAGGACGACCUGGCAGCAAUGGCAGAGAUGGGGAGAACGGCCCAAAGGGAGAGCAAGGACCUCCUGGCCGGGCAGAGCACGAAGGAGACCUGGGGGAGAAGGGAGACCCGGGAGCACCGGGGUACCCGGGGAAGGUCGGCCCCAGGGGCCCGCCGGGUGGAAGGGGAUUACCAGGUCUCACCGGAUUACCCGGCCCGCCGGGGGACUCUGGAGACUACCAGGCCACCCUCAAGUCUGCCUUCUCCGCUGCCAGGAGCAUCAGCACCUACCCCCGCCGGGAGCAGCCCGUGCGCUUCGACCGCAUCAUCACCAACGAGAGGGGCCACUACGAGAACCGCUACGGCCGCUUCAUCUGCCGCGUCCCCGGCAUCUACUACUUCACCUACCACGCCACCUCCAGGGGCAACCUGUGCCUCAGCUUCAAAAAGGGACGGGGCGGCAGCAGGGGGGAGAAGGUGGUGACCUUCUGUGACUUCGUGCGCAGCAGCUUCCAGGUCACCACGGGCGGCGUGGUCCUCAAGAUGGCAAUGAACGAGUCUGUCUGGCUGGAGCCGACGGAGAAGAACUCCCUGGUGGGGAUCGAGGGGUCCGACAGCAUCUUCUCCGGCUUCCUCAUCUUCCCCGAGGCUUAG
This is a messenger RNA of Neopelma chrysocephalum (saffron-crested tyrant-manakin), 2609 nucleotides long. It is a transcript of the gene C1QB, whose product is annotated as complement C1q B chain. The transcript is spliced from 9 exons. The record is from RefSeq and is a predicted model, not a curated record. The coding region runs from base 129 to 2609 and encodes 826 amino acids. NCBI's taxonomy places the organism in Eukaryota, Metazoa, Chordata, Aves, Passeriformes, Pipridae. Gene Ontology annotation, molecular function: protein binding.